AUGGCUGACGCGCCCACUGCGAGCGACGAGCUCUACCCCAUCGCCGUGCUCAUUGACGAACUCAAGCACGACGACGUCCUCCUUCGACUGAACGCCAUUCACCGCCUCUCGACCAUCGCCCUCGCCCUCGGCGCUGAGCGCACGCGCGAGGAGCUCAUUCCUUUCCUUGACGAGUCGGUCGAAGAUGAAGAUGAGGUCCUUGUCGCCCUCAGCGAGGAGCUUGGCAAUUUUAUCGAAUACGUCGGCGGUCCCCAAUGGGGUCACGUCCUCCUCUCCCCGCUCGAAAACCUCGCUGCCAUCGAGGAGCCCGUAGUCAGAGACAAGGCCGUCGAGUCGCUUAACAAGAUCUGCAUCGAGCUGUCCUCUCAGCAAGUCGAGGAAUACUUCAUCCCCCUGACCACUCGUCUCUCGAAAGCCGAUUGGUUCACAUCCAAGGUGUCGGGUUGUGGCCUGUACACUGCCCCUUACUCGAAAGUCUCUCCCCAGGUCCAGGAGACCCUCCGACAACAGUUCGGUCUCUUGGUACAUGACGAGACCCCCAUGGUGCGCCGCCAGUCUGCCACGCAUAUGGCCAAGUUCGUGAAGGAGAUGCCGGCAGCCGUCGUUGUUGAAGAGAUGAUACCCCUCUUCCAGCACCUCGCUCAGGACGACCAGGACAGCGUGCGGCUUCUCACAGUCGAGAUUCUCAUCUCAAUUGCCGAGGUUGUACCCAAGGAGCAACAAGCCAGCCACGGAGUCCUGCUUACGACCCUGCGGAGCCUGAUAGAGGACAAGAGCUGGAGGGUUAGAUAUAUGAUCGCCGACAGGUUCGAAAAGAUCGCCAAGGCGGUGGACGAAGAGGUCGUCUCAAGGGAUCUGGUUCCUGCAUUUGUCAAGCUACUGAAGGACAAUGAGGCCGAAGUGCGAACUGCGAUUGCUGGUCAAAUUCCUGGUUUCUGUGCUCUGGUCGACAGGACCACCCUUCUCAAGGACAUCAUGAGCAAUGUUGAGGACCUGGUCUUGGACACAUCUCAACACGUCCGUGCCGCUCUGGGUACCCAGAUCAGUGGCCUCGCUCCCAUUCUGGGCAAGCAAGAGACUAUCGACCAUCUACUUCCCAUGUUCCUCCAGAUGCUCAAGGACGAAUUCCCUGAAGUGCGCCUGCACAUCAUCUCAAAACUUGAGCUUGUCAACCAAGUCAUCGGUAUCGACCUCUUAUCUCAAUCUCUGCUGCCUGCCAUCACACAGCUCGCCGAGGACAAACAGUGGAGAGUCAGGCUUGCUAUCAUCGAGUACAUUCCUUUGCUGGCCAGCCAAUUGGGUGUCAAGUUCUUCGACGAGAAGCUCAGUGGGUUGUGCAUGGGCUGGUUAGGUGACACCGUCUUCUCUAUCAGAGAGGCCGCCACGCACAACCUAAAGAAGCUCACGGAAGUCUUCGGUGUCGAGUGGGCCAGUGAAGCCAUCAUUCCCAAGGUCAUGGCCAUGGGUUCGCACCCCAACUACCUGUACCGAAUGACCACUGCCUUUGCUAUCACAACACUGUCAACCGUUGUCAGCCUGGACGUUAUCGACAAGUCGAUUCUUCCCAUGCUUGAGAAGCUUGUGGAGGACGACAUUCCUAACAUCCGGUUCAAUGUCGCCAAGACAUAUGGUGCUCUGGUGGAUACACUCAAGCGACUGCCCGAGUCUGGCACGAUUUACGAGUUGGAGAAGGCCGGCUCAAAGGACCUGACAGCAGCACCGAAGUCUCUGGAGUUGAUUACUUCGAGGAUCUUGCCAAGUCUGGAGAAGCUGCAAAAGGACGACGAUGUGGAUGUCAGAUACUUCGCAACGACGGCAGCAGCGCAAGCCCCGGGUGCAGGUGGAGAACCGAUGAAUACGUCGCCGUAA
Truncatella angustata is the source of this 1869-nucleotide messenger RNA. Its product is annotated as armadillo-type protein. The transcript is spliced from 8 exons. Lineage: Eukaryota; Fungi; Ascomycota; Sordariomycetes; Amphisphaeriales; Sporocadaceae. The coding region runs from base 1 to 1869 and encodes 622 amino acids. Gene Ontology annotation, cellular component: cytoplasm; protein phosphatase type 2A complex. Gene Ontology annotation, molecular function: protein phosphatase regulator activity. Gene Ontology annotation, biological process: protein dephosphorylation. The record is from RefSeq and is a predicted model, not a curated record.